CAACUGUCUUCCAGCCCGCAGCGGAGUGAGCUCAGGGGCAGCCCACUUCUGGGCCUGGCUUCCUUCACUCAGGCAGUGAGCUCCAGUUCCAGCCACAUUGUGGGAACGUGGCCAGGCUUCCCGGCAAAGAACAAAGAGGAAGUUUCCGUCGUGCAGCAGGUGCGGUAGCUGCCGGCUCAGCCCAGCGGCCGGGGGCGCAGGAAAUGCUGGGAUCAGAGGCGAGGCUCCUCCCAUCCAAGGAAACGAAACCAGCAGCUGUCCAGCUUCUGCUGCGCACGGGAGCCCCCGGGGCAGUUGGGCCACGGCUACCUGCAGCAGGAUGGAGCUCGCCAGUACCCCAGCCAGACUUCUGGACAAGUUCAUUGAGGACCAUCUCCUGCCGGACACCCGUUUCCGCGAGCAGAUCAGGGAAGCCGUGGACAUCAUAUGCACUUUCCUCAAGGAGAGGUGCUUCCGAGGGGCCACCCACCGCGUGCGCGUCUCAAAGGUGGUGAAGGGCGGCUCCUCGGGCAAAGGCACGGCCCUCAGAGGCCGAUCGGAUGCUGACCUGGUCGUCUUCCUCACGAACCUCACAAGUUUUCACGAGCAGCUAGAGAAGCGGCUUGAGUUCAUCCGGGAAAUUCGCUCGCAGCUGGAAGCCUGCCAGAGAGAGAAGAUGUUCGAGGUGACGUUUGCCCUGACGCGAUGGUCCAACCCCCGCGUGCUCAGCUUCGAGCUGCGCUCCCGCCAGCGACCGGAGCAGGUGGAGUUUGAUGUGCUGCCUGCCUUCGACGCUCUGGGUCACGUGACCAGAGGCUACAGGCCACGCCCCCAAGUCUAUGUGGACCUCAUCCAGGAGUGCACCGCCCUGGGCAAGGAGGGCGAGUUCUCCACCUGCUUCACGGAGCUGCAGCGGGACUUCCUGAAGCAGCGCCCCGCCAAGCUCAAGAGCCUCAUCCGCCUGGUCAAGCACUGGUACCAGAUGUGUAAAGAGAGGCUUGGGAAGCAGCUGCCACCACAGUAUGCCCUGGAGCUACUGACCGUCCACGCCUGGGAGCACGGGAGUGGCCAGACAGAGUUCAACACGGCCCAGGGGUUCCGCACAGUCCUGGAGUUGGUCACCCGUUACCAGCACCUGCGCAUCUACUGGACGGUGUACUACGACUUUGCUGACCCCAGGGUGGGCCGCUACCUGGCCCGGCAGCUCGCCAAGCCCAGGCCUGUGAUUCUGGACCCGGCCGACCCCACGGGAAACGUGGCCACCGGGAACCGAGAAGGCUGGCGGCGGCUGGCACAAGAGGCAGGCGCUUGGCUGACUCGGCCGUGCUUCCAGAACUGGGAUGGCUCCAGGGUGUCCUCCUGGGACGUGCAGCCCGAAGUGCCUGCAGCCGCUGGACAGGCCGAGGACAGCGGGAUGUGCACCACCUCUUGAGUACCUGCACCGCGCGGCGGGAAGGGCUCCGACCUCCGACCUCCCCAGACCAGCCCGACAUUUCCCGCACAUCCCAGGCUCCCGCCCCCUGCCUUUCCCAUGCCCCUCUGCCUUUUCCCCGACACAAGUGCCCUUACCCCAAGCCGAGGACAUCCUGCGAUUGGAGAGGAGGGCGGAGUCGCGGCCUUGCCUCCCUGCUCUGCGCCCCGUGGGAGGGCCAGGGCCAGCCUAUCAGCUGUACCAAUAAAAAUCACAGUGAUUGCCACGUAGCGGUGUUUAUUAGCUU
This is a messenger RNA of Lepus europaeus (European hare), 1697 nucleotides long. Its product is annotated as 2'-5'-oligoadenylate synthase 1-like. The coding region runs from base 320 to 1411 and encodes 363 amino acids. The transcript is spliced from 6 exons. Gene Ontology annotation, molecular function: double-stranded RNA binding; 2'-5'-oligoadenylate synthetase activity. Lineage: Eukaryota; Metazoa; Chordata; Mammalia; Lagomorpha; Leporidae. Gene Ontology annotation, cellular component: cytosol; membrane; nucleoplasm. Gene Ontology annotation, biological process: negative regulation of viral genome replication; defense response to virus; regulation of ribonuclease activity. The record is from RefSeq and is a predicted model, not a curated record.